Cydia fagiglandana is the source of this 965-nucleotide messenger RNA. RefSeq lists its product as uncharacterized. The transcript has a single exon. Bases 52 to 789 code for a protein of 245 amino acids. Lineage: Eukaryota; Metazoa; Arthropoda; Insecta; Lepidoptera; Tortricidae. The record is from RefSeq and is a predicted model, not a curated record.
UGCGGGGUGCGGCAGGGGGGGUUAAGCUCGCCUCGGCUCUUCAGCCUGUACAUGAACCGGCUCAUCGAGGAGCUCAGCAACACCAGCGUAGGAUGCUCAGUAGACGGAGUUUGCAUAAACAACAUCAGUUAUGCGGAUGAUAUGGUGUUGCUCAGCCCCUCGAUUAGUGCGUUACAGAAAAUGUUACACAUCUGUGAGUCAUACGCCGAGGUCCAUGGACUUAAAUAUAACGCAGACAAGAGCGAGUUCAUGGUUUUCAAGGCUGGCACUAAAACAUAUCUCGAUGUACCACCUGUCAGGUUAUAUGGGGCGCCGUUAAAACAAGUACAACAAUUUAAAUAUUUAGGCCACUGGGUCACCGAUGACUUAAGCGACAAUCUUGAUAUAGAGAGGGAACGUAGGGCGCUGGCUGUGCGUUGUAAUAUGCUGGCCCGGCGGUUUGCACGUUGUACUGAUAAAGUCAAAGUAACCCUUUUUAGGGCGUACUGCCAAUCUUUUUACACGUGCAGCCUUUGGGUCAGACAUACGCAGCGUGCAUACGGCGCCCUGCGUGUCCAGUAUAAUGAUGCGUGUAGGGUGCUGUUCGGGCUGCCACGACACUGCAGCGCCUCCACGAUGUUUGCGGAGCGGCAAAUUGAUGGCUUUCACGCCGUAAUCAGGAAACGGGCCGCCUCGAUGAUGAGGCGUGUGCGUGGCUCCACGAACACCAUCCUGCAAACACUGGCUGAGAGGUGGGACUCCCCGAUACUGCGGCGAUGGAUUCAGCUCCAUACCGCAGUGGGGAAAUAAAUUUAAAUAAGUGUAGGUACCUUUACUAACAUAGUUUUAAGAAUUACCUAAUGUUACUAACAUAUUUAAUUAUACUUUACUUAAUUUUAAUUUUAUUGUAAUUAUCUUAUUGUAAAUGGAAUGUACAUAUAUGGAAUUUUAUUCUGAAAUAAAUUAUUUGAAUUUGAAUUUGAAUU